This is a messenger RNA of Pogonomyrmex barbatus (red harvester ant), 3307 nucleotides long. It is a transcript of the gene mal, whose product is annotated as molybdenum cofactor sulfurase. The record is from RefSeq and is a predicted model, not a curated record. Gene Ontology annotation, biological process: Mo-molybdopterin cofactor biosynthetic process. Gene Ontology annotation, molecular function: molybdenum ion binding; pyridoxal phosphate binding; molybdenum cofactor sulfurtransferase activity. NCBI's taxonomy places the organism in Eukaryota, Metazoa, Arthropoda, Insecta, Hymenoptera, Formicidae.
UCAAAUGUUAAAUAAUAUCAAAUGUUAAAUAUUGAACUAUUAGUGAACUAUUCUUUUCUAUGCAACCAAUCAUAUAUUUGUUAACGUUCCAAAUUUGACGUAAUUUGAUGAUAUAAGAAGCAUCAUACGGCGGAGAUGCUUAUAAUACGUAAAUAAUUACGUAUCAACGCGUGAUGAAAUGCAGACGUCACUUCUCGUGUCGCAAUCUUAUGAUAAAUCUCUAUCUUUUAUUUACUUCCCCAGUAAUUUACACGAGAACGGGAGAACGGGCGCCAAUAGAUAGACACGUAUAAGAAGUAUAAGAAAUUCUUUUGUAUUUUUAUAUCCACGACAGAUAUCGCGUGGAGAGACUCGUCCCGGGUUUUGCUGUUCGAUAAUGACAUCCGUCUUAUCCCGCGCGGAUACCCUUAUAAUCCACGUUAAUUAUCUGUUACGAGCGAGAUCGAUAUGCUUGGCUGCACGCAAUCGUCGUGGUGUCGUUGGUUCCUUCCACCCGAACUUUCAUGCCGUUGAUCCUUGAACGUUUUAGUUGCGACUGCAGUUGAAACUCGAUUGGGCAAUCGUUCGCAUAUCUCUUCGGCGUGCCACCGAUAGUGGGCUUGUGGAGAUUGGUGCAUGGUCACGGAAUUCCAAGAUCUGGUGUACAGGAACUGAUCGACAUGGUGGAGACCACGAUAGAGUUCAUACCGGUUUACGACGAGGCCACUGCGCGAUGGCUCGAGAGCGAAUUCGCCAGGCUUGAAGGCGAGUGCUAUGUGGAUCAUGCAGGCGCAACUCUAUAUUCGGAUGCGCAGAUCAAAAAUGUCAGUGCCGAUCUACAAAGCUCUCUCUACGCUAAUCCGCAUUCCAUUGGUAUCGGGAGUUCGUCGACACAGGACAUUAUCGAACGUAUGAGAUACCGAAUUCUAAGCCACUUCAACACGAAUCCCGACGAAUACAGUGUUAUCUUCACCUCGGGCGCCACCGCGAGCCUAAAGAUAAUCGCGGAAGGAUUCCGUUUUAGAUCGGACGGAAAUAGCGAGACGGCAACUGGGAGUUUUGUUUACACGCAAGAUAAUCACACGUCGGUCCUCGGGAUGCGGGAUGUCGUCGGUGUCAGAGGUGCCGAGGUCAUUUGCCUAGACCACAAUCAGGCGUUUCAGGUUUUCGAUCAGCAUUCGACCCGGCGCGAGCCCGACGAGAGACAAAGCGACAAUUCUCUCUUCGUGUAUUCCGCGCAAUGCAAUUUUUCUGGAUUCAAGUAUCCCCUAGAAUGGAUAGCAGACGCGCAUGCUGGAGCACUGUCUACUUUCGCAAAUAAACCGUCAACCAGGUGGUACGUUCUGCUCGAUGCGGCCAGCUUCGUAUCAACGAAUAAUUUGGAUCUAUCUGUUUUCAAACCAGACUUCGUGUGUCUGUCUUUUUAUAAAAUGUUUGGCUAUCCCACCGGUAUCGGUGCCCUGCUGGUUAAGAACGUCAGCUCGGAUGUUCUAGAGAAAGUUUAUUACGGCGGUGGUACUGUGAACGUCGCUCUCAGUACCAAAAGGUUUCACAGAAAACGUCAGGUAUUGCACCAAAGAUUCGAGGAUGGAACCAUACCGUUUCUAUCCAUCGCGUCGUUAAAAUAUGGCUUCGAGAUACUUUCGAAGCUGACUAUGGACCAAAUAUCGAAGCACGUUUUUUCUCUCGCCAAAGCUCUGCAUUACUCUUUAUUGACAUUACAUCACUGCAAUGGUAAACCGGUUGUAAAGCUCUAUUCGGAUUCCGAUUACGAGGAUCGCGUCUCGCAAGGUGGCAUUGUCACAUUUAAUCUCAUUCGAUCGAAUGGUGAAUAUGUGGGAUACAUGGAGGUAGUAAAUAUGGCAGCGUUAUUUAAGAUACAUCUUAGGACAGGCUGUUUUUGUAAUCCCGGUGCGUGUCAGAGACACUUAUCCCUUUCGACCAAAGAAAUUCUUCAAAACUACGAGGCGGGUUACACGUGUGGUGGCACCACAGAUUUAUUAAAUGGGAAACCGACCGGAGCAGUAAGAAUUUCAUUUGGAUAUAUGUCUACGAUUAAAGAUGUUCAGACGGUCUUGCUUAUGAUUAUCAAAUGUUUCGUGGAUAAACCAUGUAUUAGAAAACUUCCGCAAUGGUGGGAGGAUCGGAAAAUGGAUAUUCAUAAAAGCCACAAACGCUUUUACAAUUCCAACAUUUUGGAUUAUCCUAUUCCGCAUAUUAUAAAUAGUAAGAAAAAUAUUAUAAACAAUAAUUUACGGAACGAUUUCUAUAAUAAAAGUGAAAGCUUCGAUCAUGUUAUAAAUUCUAUAAAAUCUAGCAAAAUAAUUACGCACAUAAACAAAUGCACUUUGCAAAGGUUAUUUAUAUAUCCUAUCAAAUCGUGUGGAGCAUAUGAAAUUGUAGACUCGUGGAAUUUAAAUUCGAAAGGUUUAGAAUAUGACAGAGAAUGGAUGAUAAUGACAUCUGCCGGAACUUGUUUGACGCAAAAGCAUCAUAUAAAUCUAUGUUUGCUUAAGCCUGUUAUUUUUAAAGAGCAAAAGAUAAUGGAACUAACAUAUCCAGGAAUGCCAACAAUCGAGAUACCUUUAGAAAAUAUUUAUCAACAGUCAAUGGAACAUCCUAUAUGUCAAAGCAGAGUAUGUGAGAGUAGAGUACAAGGUAUUGAUUGUGGAUCAGAGGUUUCCGAGUGGCUUAGUUUGGCAUUGGGCAAACCAAAUCUUAGAUUAAUUCGGCAAAGUCAUAGCAGACAGAAGAAAGGAACAAAUAAAGCGGAAUUAUCAUUUUCUAGUCAAGCGCAAUAUUUGGCAAUAAAUGAAGGAAGCGUAUCAUGGCUUAUCGAUAAGGUAUUUGAUGAUUCGGAGUUCAAGAAAGAUACGGCUGUGCAUCGAUUCAGAGGAAAUAUUAUUAUAGGAAAUUGUAAAGCUUUUGAUGAAAUGCAAUGGGAAUAUGUUCGCAUAGGAAAUAAUAAUUUUAAAGUAAAUGGUCCUUGCACAAGAUGUCAAAUGAUAUGCAUUGAUCAAACAACUGGGAACAAAACUAUCGAACCAUUACGAACAUUAGCGGAAGAGUUUCAUGGAAAGUUAAAAUUUGGGAUCUAUUUAACUAGAUUGGAAGAUUCGCAAGGUAUACUUAAGAUUGGUGAUCAUAUCUAUUAUUCUUGAAUGAGAAGAUUCUUGAAUCUUCUCUAAAUAAAUAAUUAGCUAAUUUUCAUGCAUAAAACUUAUCACGAGUUAUAGAAGAAUCUCAUAUGUUUAAGAGUUUUACUUAGUACUAUAUAUUAUUAAGUAUGUGAAAAUUUUAUAUAUAUAAUAAUUUUUUAUUUCUGUAA